Molecule: messenger RNA, 2633 nt
Organism: Formica exsecta
Lineage: Eukaryota; Metazoa; Arthropoda; Insecta; Hymenoptera; Formicidae
Product: protein grindelwald
Exons: 5
Coding region: 793-1536 (247 amino acids)
Source: RefSeq, a predicted model, not a curated record
UUUAAAUUGAUAGAUAACCAUAUUUAAACUCAUGUUGAUUAAUGUGUAGCCCUAUCAAAAAUAAAACACAUCAGUAAAUAUUUACUAUAAUCUAUAAAAAUUAUAACUAUAUUAACUAAAAUUAAUUACUAAAAAUUAUAAUUAUAUUAUUACUAUAACUAUUUGUUCUUAAUAAUAAUUUAUAAAGAAUUAGAGAUUAAAAAUACGUCUUUUUAGAUGCUCGAGAAUCAUUUUAAUUUUAAUUUUAAUAGCAGUUAAACAAAAAUUUGAGAAUUUUUCCAGUUAUUAAGUCGUGUAUUAUUCCUGAUGUUGUGUGAUUUAAACACGGCAUCUCUGUUUGUUGACUCCCGAUUGUUAUCAAUAUGUUUUUCUCUAAUUUCUUAUAUCGUCUUCUCGCCAGGACAUUUCGAAAAUCUGUUACGUUCAACCGUUCAGUAUUCGCUUACUUGCGAAAUAAUAGAUACGCGUUCUCUCUCGGAAUACUACCAAGUUAUAUUUUCAUAAAAUUCUUUAGCAGCAAUAUAUGUAUCCUCUACGUUAUAAACACGCCACGAGUAUGGAGCCUGCUCAAGGCAUACCAUUCGAGUGCCGUUAAGAAUCGCCGCAAGAAUCGAUUGCGGGACGAAUCACGAUCGUGUCCUAAAUCCGUGAUUCGAGACACUACGCAGAGAGGGAGGAAGGCAAAAAAGGAAGGAUUACAAAAACGCGAACGCGAGAAGAGAGAGCGUCGAACCGGUUGGCCAUUUCAACAAUAAAUUCCAUCGCGCAUCGAACCGGCAUUAUCUUAACCGAAUGUUUUCGGAUGUGACGGUGAACAGCAUGAGAUUACCGGUGAUAGCUGUCAUCGCGUUGGCUACCUUCUCGCUUGCCGAUCUUGAUCUUCGGGGUGCCCAGUGCGGCGAGAAACGUUGCAAUGUGUCGGAAUAUUGCAGCCCCUUCGACAUGCACUGCAGACCCUGUUCGGUCGCAUGCGACGUCAACAGCCACAAUUAUCAACCAGACGAGUGCGUGAAAGACUGUCAAGUUUAUCUUCAUGAUCAGCGCUACAUCGAACGUAUGGAUUCGAAUAGGCAGUACGAUGAUCUCAGAGAGCAGGUGCAAAGACUCAAGAAUUGGUUCGCGAUCACAACGACGUUGACCUGUUUCUCACUAUUGGGAAUGCUGUACCUGCUGGGAAGGACUUUAAUACGGUGGGAAAGGAUCCAAAACACCUUGCGAGCCGUAUUCAGAAAGAAUCUCGUGAAGGUGGCGAAUAAGAAUAAAGACGACGUCGAGGCCGCUGUGAAUAAACAAAAUGAUCUCAAAUUGACUAUACCGAGCAUAAGUGCAACAGUUGAACCAGAACCCAAGAUCACCGAGAAUAGUAGUAGCAAUAGUAACGGGAAUAGCACUACACCGAAUACCACGAGUACCCCUCUGUCACGGCGAUACGCCAGUGAAGACACUACUCUCGAUUAUGCGUACGAUAAUCCGGCGAUGACACCGAGCCCAGAAGCGGCGCAGCUUAGAACAAAAGCUCGUGAGAGCUCGUUUUAAGAUUAUAAAUUUCGAGCACACAACAUAAGGAGAUACGCGUAAAAUUGUUCUCGACUUUGUCGAGAGGCAGAUCUUAAAACGAAAAAUAUUUCUAAAUGAAAAUGUUUGUACGUUUAAAGAAAAACACGAUUUAAAGUUUCGCUGUGAAAUUGUUGGAACAAGUUUUGUGAUAUAGUAAUUGUUUUUAUGAAAAAAAAUUGUUUUACCGGAACUUUACACGAUUCUGGUUUAAGUGAGCAGGAAAAAUGGAAAUAGGAUGUGGCGAAGUGCAUAUGAAUGAAAUAUGACGUGGCCAGUAUUUCCUAUUUUGCGAUUGUACAUUGGAGUAUUUCGUAAGAUUUUUCACGUUUUUACAAAAGGAUUUUUUGAGAUAUUGUAAAUGCAUAAUGGAGUAGAGAACGAUCAAAUGAGAGAGAUCGUUCAUCGCCACUUUGUCUUUCUUAUAUAUAAAUGCUCGCGCGAAUUUUCUGUAUUUUAAAGAAUUUCUAAAAGCGAUAUUCACAGUUGAUUGGUAUUCCAUGAAUAACCACAGCCUCGCAUAGAAUAAUCACUCAUAAUUAUUUUAUUUCAUAAUAAUCUCUGAAUCAUUAAAUGUCGAGUCAUGAAUCGAAUGAUUAAAUAUUAAUGAUAAUCUUAAUCAAAGCUUAUAAAUUUAUAACGUGUGAUUAUUUUCCACUGCAAAUUAGUUACAUAUAAAAUAAAAAAAGCAAUAUUUCCAUUAUAACAACGUAAUUAUGUUUUUGAAUUGAGACUGUGAGUAUCGCUCUAAUUACUUGUAUAAUUAUAAUAUAGUAUCGUAAAUUUAGAGUGACUCGUGAAUGCGUAUUACGUCUCCGCGAACCGUGCGGCUGUGUGACUUAAUUAACAUUUAACGUGAUUAACGCGACAUGCUCGCGCGACUUGCGUAGAUGCACGCAGUGCAAUCUCGUCUUGAUGCUCUCAGUUUUAAACUACCGUCAUCAUGGCGGAACAUCUCGCUUCAACGAAAUUGCAAUACCAAUGCUUCCUUGUAUUGUGAAAAAAAUUGUAAGUGCCUUUAAAAUCAUUUUUUCCUUAAUUUAAAAUUAUUCUUUCAUUGAGGUGAAAAAAAUUGUAAG